AUGGUUACUGAGAUGCGAGAGCUUCGGCCUCCGGAUGGUAUCGUGGUCGCUUCCGUUGAUGGUGGGCCACUCUUCGACUGUCGUGUGCCGGGACGUUCCUUAAAAUUCGGUCUAUUCAAUACGGCCCAAGAUUUCCAUCGGCAUUUACGAAUGGGCAUGGAGUUCGAUCCCGGGCUUGACCCCCAUAUCCAGGAUCUUAUCAAUCAACACGGCAAAACGUGGCCUUCAGUCUUCACUCAUGGGGAUCUUAGCAGCCUAAAUAUUCUUAUCCAUAAAGAUACUAUUGUUGGAAUAAUCGAUUGGGAAACAGCGGGCUGGUACCCAUCAUACUGGGAGUACACAUCAGCCCACCAAGUCAACCCACAAAACUCCUUUUGGGUUCAUGAGAUUGACAAGUUCUUACAGCCAAUGCCUGAAGAGCUGGGCAUGGAACGGGUCCGUCAAGAGCACUUUGGAGAUACAUGA
Molecule: messenger RNA, 465 nt
Organism: Aspergillus nomiae NRRL 13137
Lineage: Eukaryota; Fungi; Ascomycota; Eurotiomycetes; Eurotiales; Aspergillaceae
Exons: 1
Coding region: 1-465 (154 amino acids)
Source: RefSeq, a predicted model, not a curated record